Messenger RNA from Funneliformis mosseae, 735 nucleotides. Lineage: Eukaryota; Fungi; Glomeromycota; Glomeromycetes; Glomerales; Glomeraceae. The record is from the annotation of a GenBank genome assembly.
AUGAGAGACAAUGAAACGGUGGAAGAUCAAUUGGAAAAGGAAUUGUAUAGUAAAGUGUGUGUUGUAAAGAGUAUCAAACAUUUCGUUGGAGAAGCAAGCAAGGAAAAAGUUUACAUGAAGGAGGAGGACAGAUUUUCCCUCAACUUGGCAACAAUAAUCGCAAGAGAUGAUGAAGUUGUUGCAGUAAGGUUAUAUGCUUCAUCCGAUGGUUAUAAAGUUUGCCUUUUUAAAAACUCUUCUUGGACGCCAGAUGAUAUUUCUUAUAUUAGAAAAGUCGAGACGUACUUGAAAAUUAUAUCUAAAUAUUCUCCUGCAACAUCAGAAGUUGUUGAGAAUACUGAGAAUGCUCUUAUACACGAAAUCAAGACAUACUGUUAUACUAAAGUUAAGUCUAGGUUUGAAAAACUUAAGAGAGAUAUAAUUGGUAGUCAGGAAGGGUAUAUUAAAUCUUUCACGGAUUUUGCUUCAAUCAAUGUUAAUAAAUUAAGUAAAAUAGAUAAAGAGGGAUUGUACAAAAUUUGCAAAAAAUGUUACAUGUAUUAUAAGAUAACCAAAAGAGAUCCUAAAGCCCAUCCAAAAUUCCUAGGAUAUCUCAAGAAAAUGGGGACUUAUGUUGGGUCUGUGAUAGAAAUAAUAGCUUGUGCAAAUAAACCAAAUCACAAAACUAUAUUCUCUAAAUUUGAAUUGCAUAAAAUGGAGCCCACUAUUAUAGCUGAUCAGCCCACAUUUUCAUGA